CUUUCUGGGAAUCAAUUGAGCAGCAUUCCAGAUAGCAUCGGGCAACUUUCUAAGUUAGAGCUCAUGGAUCUUUCUGAGAAUCAAUUGAGUAGCAUUCCAAGUAGCAUCGGGCAACUUUCUAAGUUAGAGAGCAUGAAUCUUUCUGGGAAUCAAUUUGGAACAGGAUUUCCUAAAUGGCUUCAAUUACCAAAGACAAUAAAAAUGAUUGAUUUCUCUAAUGCUAGCAUCUCAGGUCAUCUUCCAGAAAACAUAGGUCAUAUGAUGCCAAUGUUGGUGGGAUUAUAUCUUGAAAAUAACCUCAUGAACGGUUCAGUUCCAAAGUCAUUAUGCAAUUUAAAACAUUUGGAAGCAAUUGAUUUCUCAAACAAUAUGUUAUCUGGAAAUAUUCCAAAGUCGUUAUGCAAUUCAAAAUCUUUGGAAUAUCUUGAUCUCUCAAAUAAUAUGUUAUCUGGAAAUAUUCCAAAGUCGUUAUGCAAUUCAAAAUCUUUGGAAUGUCUUGAUCUCUCAAAUAAUAUGUUAUUUGGAAGUAUUCCUAAUUGUUGGAGAAAUGAUCAAUCAUUCAUUUUUAUUGAUCUAUCUUCUAACAAUCUCUCGGGUUUAUUUCCGAGCACAAUGGUGGAGCUUUCUUCUUUAAUAGUACUGCACUUGAACAACAAUAGUCUCCAUAGGGAACUACAUGUGGUGUUGAAAAAAUUCACUUCUUUAAUGGUUUUGGAUUUGGGUGAAAAUAAAUUUUCUGGAAAUUUGACAAGCAUUGUAGGGGGGGAGAUCCACAACCACUCUUUAAAGGUUCUCCGACUGCGAACAAAUUUGGUUUCCGGUUAUAUUCCUUCGAAACUAUGCUCUCUCUCUCAAAUGCAAAUUCUGGAUCUUGCGGAUAACAAUUUGACAGGAAGGAUUCCUUCUUGUUUUGGAAAGUUUCCGAUCAUGGUGAAUGCAACACAAUUGAUCUAUGACUUAAGUGAUGACUCUUGGGAUCAGGUACAUUUGAUGGAGGUUGUGAAAAAGAGAUACCUUAAGUAUUCUUGGGAUCAGGCACCUUUGAUGGAGGUUGUAAAAGGGAGAUACCUUGAGUAUAAAAGACAACCUUUGAGACUCGAGGUUAGUAUAGAUCUUUCAAGUAACAAUCUAAUAGGAUCCAUACCAGAGGAGCUAGUAUUCCUGAAGGAUUUGCACAAUUUGAAUCUGUCUUGGAAUCAUUUCUCAGGAAAGAUCCCUGAGAAAAUUGGACAAAUGGAGAAUUUGGAAUCUCUUGAUUUCUCCAAGAAUAGCCUUUCAGGAAGGAUCCCGAACAGCAUGUCAAGUUUAACCAAGUUAAGCUAUCUCAACUUGUCUUACAACAACUUGUCAGGGCCAAUUCCAACAGGCUAUCAACUCCAAACACUUGAAGAUCCAACCAUGUAUGCUGGCAAUCCUCAACUCUGUGGAGCUCCAUUCUUGAACAAAUGCUCAAAUGAUACACUACCUCCGACAACUACCAACUUUAAGGACAAUGAUGAAGGUGCACUUAAAAGAAUGUGGUUUUAUAUUGUCGUGUUGUUAGGCUUUGCAACUGGAUUUUGGGGAGUCGUGGGAACUUUGAUUUUUGUAACAAAUUGGAGAUAUGCUUAUUUUCAAUGGGUGGAUGAUGUGCAACACUGGAUACUUGUGGUUAUAACAUUGAAGGUGGUACAAUUCAAGAAGAAGUUCAAUGGCAACCAAGAAUAUUAGUGAGUUAUAUAUGGAGUAUGUUUUUGCUACAUUUAUUAUUAAGUUAGUUGGACAACCCUUUGUUGCAAGGUAUAGUGUUAGGUCCAACUUUGAAUGGCCCAACAUUGAAUUGGCCAAUUUUAAAUGAACACAUAAGUAUUAA
Molecule: messenger RNA, 1852 nt
Organism: Rubroshorea leprosula
Lineage: Eukaryota; Viridiplantae; Streptophyta; Magnoliopsida; Malvales; Dipterocarpaceae
Source: the annotation of a GenBank genome assembly